UUAAUGGACUAACCGAGUGACAGUUGUUUAAUUCGGCCGGCUGACAUAUGUGUUAAGCGUUGUGACUGUAGCCGUGCUAACACUGUUGCGUGACGGUGUCGCCAGAGCCUGAGAGGUGAUGUCUUGGCGUUAAUCUGCCUCAAGUGGGUUAAGUUUGUCGACCGGGGCUGUGUGUGACUCUGUCCAGCCAGUUCCUGCGCCUCAGUCCCGAGUCCUGCCACUGCGAGGAUGUUCCCCAGCCUGGCCCACCGACCGUGGCACGUCUUCUGCAGGGUCUCCCUGCAGCACAGGCCGCCCCUGUCUCAGCGAUCCCCGAGGUUCUCCCAGAGCUACGGGUUUCAAAGCGGGGGGAUUCACUGCCUGCGGUUCAGCUUGCCUGACUGUCGUCUCACAUCUCUGGGACUGACCAAGGUCCAGUAUUACUCCACGUCCGGCAGCAGUAAAGAUGAACCCCCUAAAUCGCCGCCGGGUGACGCUCCCUCGGCAGAAAAGGUUCUGUCUGGUGCUGCUAAAGUGUCCCCCGCAUCUAUGGGCAUAACGCCUCAGGGCCUGACAAAAGCGGAGACAAUUCAAGUUAAAGUUCGGGCUGUCCUGAAGAAAAGGGAAUAUGGAGCUAAAUACACUCAGAAUAACUUCAUCACUGCUGUCAGAGCCAUGAAUGAGUUCUGUCUUAAACCAAGUGAUUUGGAGCAACUACGAAAGAUCCGAAGGCGCAGCCCGCACGACGACACCGAGGCUUUCACGGUGUUCCUGCGGUCAGACGUGGAGGCCAAGGCACUGGAUGUGUGGGGAAGCCAUGAAGCUCUCGCUAGAGAGAGAAACCUCAGGAAGGAAGUGGAGCGAGAGUACCAAGAAAAUAUCUUUCGAAAUCAGCAGUUAUUGAAAGAAUAUAAAGAUUUCUGGGGAAACACAAAGCCGCGAUCAGGAAAGCGGGCGACAUUUCUUCAGGGACCGGGGAAGGUGGUCAUGGUCGCCAUUUGCAUCAAUGGGUUAAACUUCUUCUUCAAGCUCCUGGCUUGGGUCUACACUGGAUCAGCCAGCAUGUUCUCAGAAGCCAUCCACUCUCUGGCCGACACCUGCAACCAGGCGCUGCUGGCUCUGGGAAUCAGUCAGUCUGUCCGCAACCCGGACGCCGGUCACCCGUAUGGCUUCUCCAACAUGCGCUACAUCGCCUCUCUCAUCAGCGGCGUGGGCAUUUUCAUGAUGGGAGCAGGCCUCUCCUGGUACCACGGCAUCAUGGGAUUGUUGCAUCCAGAGCCCAUUGAGUCUUUGUUAUGGGCUUACUGUAUUCUGGCGGGCUCUCUGGUGUCAGAAGGAGCCACUUUACUAGUUGCCGUCAAUGAGAUAAGGAGGAGCGCCCACCAGCAUGGACUCUCUUUCUAUGAAUAUGUGAUGCAGAGCCGAGACCCCAGCACCAACGUGGUGCUGCUGGAGGACGCCGCGGCCGUGCUGGGAGUCGUCCUGGCUGCCGGCUGCAUGGGCCUCACCUCACUCACAGGUAACCCCCUGUAUGACAGCCUGGGCUCGCUGGGCGUGGGCACGCUGCUGGGCACCGUCUCCGCCUUCCUCAUCUACACCAACACGGAGGCCCUGCUGGGACGCUCCAUACAGGCCGAGCGCGUUCAGAAGCUCACCGAGUUUCUGGAGAACGACCCCGCCGUCAGAGCAAUCCACGAUGUGAAAGCCACCGACAUGGGGCUGAGCAAAGUGCGCUUUAAGGCCGAGGUGGACUUCGAUGGCCGGGUGGUGACGCGGUCUUAUCUGGAAAAACAAGACAUUGACCAAAUCCUCAAUGACAUCCAGCAGGUGAAGACCCCCGAGGAGCUGGAGAGCUUCAUGCUGAAACAUGGAGAGAACAUCAUCGACACGCUCGGCGCCGAGGUGGACCGCCUGGAGAAGGAACUCAAGCAACGCAACCCAGAGGUUCGCCAUGUGGACCUGGAGAUUCUAUAAUCCCUUUGGCGUCUGCAAGGAGGAAACGUCCUGCUGGUUCCACAGGAACCACAGAAGAAGAAAAGAUGAAAGGAGUGGCCAGCCUGCCUCGUGAAAUGCCUCCCCUUCUGACAUCCUCCAAAAAAAAAAAAAAACAAACAAAACAGCACAUAAACACAAA
Molecule: messenger RNA, 2113 nt
Organism: Salarias fasciatus (jewelled blenny)
Lineage: Eukaryota; Metazoa; Chordata; Actinopteri; Blenniiformes; Blenniidae
Gene: slc30a9
Product: solute carrier family 30 member 9
Exons: 17
Coding region: 229-1953 (574 amino acids)
Biological process (GO): intracellular zinc ion homeostasis; transmembrane transport; zinc ion transport
Cellular component (GO): membrane; endoplasmic reticulum
Molecular function (GO): monoatomic cation transmembrane transporter activity
Source: RefSeq, a predicted model, not a curated record